UCGGCCCUCUUCAACUUCCAGUCCCUGUUGCUGGUCAUCUUACUGCUGAUCUGCACCGCAACCUACGUACGAGCCACUGCGCCUGGACUGGUGGAUAGGAAUAAGCAAGGCUUUCUGGGCCUCUUCUUCAAAAUGGCAAGGAUAGGUGAACGGCUAAGUCCAUACGUCUCUGUAGCCUGUUUGAUCAUGGCAGUGUAUACCUUCCUCUAG
Microstroma glucosiphilum is the source of this 210-nucleotide messenger RNA. RefSeq names its product DUF1242-domain-containing protein. The annotation marks the transcript as partial. Gene Ontology annotation, biological process: protein secretion; intracellular transport. The transcript is spliced from 3 exons. The record is from RefSeq and is a predicted model, not a curated record. Lineage: Eukaryota; Fungi; Basidiomycota; Exobasidiomycetes; Microstromatales; Microstromataceae.